Messenger RNA from Corvus hawaiiensis (hawaiian crow), 924 nucleotides. It is a transcript of the gene DYNLRB1, whose product is annotated as dynein light chain roadblock-type 1. The record is from RefSeq and is a predicted model, not a curated record. Gene Ontology annotation, cellular component: centrosome; cytoplasm; cytoplasmic dynein complex. Gene Ontology annotation, biological process: microtubule-based movement. Lineage: Eukaryota; Metazoa; Chordata; Aves; Passeriformes; Corvidae. The transcript has 4 exons. Gene Ontology annotation, molecular function: dynein intermediate chain binding. The coding region runs from base 16 to 477 and encodes 153 amino acids.
CCCCACACAUGGCUGAUGUCCCUAAAGCCGGAUCCCGAUCCGCCGCAGCCCCGGGAGGCUGGCGGAGAUUCGUGGGGGCUCCGAGGGACUCAGGGAGGUGUUCCCGGCGCGGUCCCGCCCCGAGCUCGAAGCGCUUCCGGGGCAGCGCCGGGGCCGAGACGGGGCGGAGGCGGCGGCGGCUCGAUCAUGGCUGAGGUGGAGGAAACACUGAAGCGAAUCCAGAGCCAGAAGGGAGUGCAGGGAAUCAUCGUGGUUAAUUCGGAAGGUAUUCCCAUCAAGAGCACCAUAGACAACUCCACCACCAUUCAGUACGCCGGCCUCAUGCACAGCUUCAUCAUGAAGGCCAGGAGCACCGUGCGGGACAUCGAUCCCCAGAACGACCUCACAUUCCUGCGGAUCCGCUCCAAGAAGAACGAAAUCAUGGUUGCUCCAGAUAAAGACUAUUUCCUGAUUGUCAUCCAGAAUCCAACUGAAUGAUUACACUGACUCAGUCUGGUUUUUUCCCUUUGCCCAACUGUUUUAUUUUUUAUUUAAUGGUAAAGAAUAGAGCAUUAGUGUUAACUGUGCUGCGUGUCUUCAGCAAGGUUUGGAAAAAUAAAAGCAGGUGGUUUUGUUGUCUUCAAACAGAAAAAAUGGCGCUUUUUGUAUCACAAGUUUUGAGAGGGAGUUGGUGAGUUGGAAUUGGGCAGUAAAAAUGCAACAGAUUCUUUUAAUAGCUAAGAAGAUAAUAAAAUUCUAAUAAUAACCAAAAAAAUACUAUUCUCUGUAUGCUUCUGUGCUUCUUUCACCACUGAGCUCUGCUUUUACACUCUUAGUUUUGAAUGGCUGUAAAUAUGACUCUGCCUGUCCGCUAGUUCUGUCUUACUCUGUUGGUUUUACUUCAGAAAAGUCUGUCCAUAACAAAUUAAAAAGUGUCACCAGUGA